This is a messenger RNA of Culicoides brevitarsis, 4018 nucleotides long. RefSeq names its product high affinity cAMP-specific and IBMX-insensitive 3',5'-cyclic phosphodiesterase 8 (gene Pde8). Bases 657 to 3818 code for a protein of 1053 amino acids. NCBI's taxonomy places the organism in Eukaryota, Metazoa, Arthropoda, Insecta, Diptera, Ceratopogonidae. Gene Ontology annotation, molecular function: 3',5'-cyclic-nucleotide phosphodiesterase activity. The transcript is spliced from 18 exons. The record is from RefSeq and is a predicted model, not a curated record. Gene Ontology annotation, biological process: regulation of DNA-templated transcription; signal transduction; positive regulation of ERK1 and ERK2 cascade.
GCAAUUCCCGCGAAUGCCAAGAUUUUUUUUUAUCAUUUUUUUUCGCUGAAAAGACAUUGAAAGCUUCUUUUUUCUCCGAUUUCACGGAUUAAAUUUUUUUUCGUGUCUUUUUUCACAAAGAAAAAGAAGAAAAAUAAAAUUAAAAACGAAAAAAAAGAGAAAAUACGGAAGAAAAAAUAAAAGAUAUUUAAAAGUACAUAGAAACCACAUGUAGAAUUUUAAUCUCUUUCAAGUAUCAUAAAUAAAUUCUCUAAGUAGCUUCAACGUCAAAUCAAACACACAGACAAAGCAGCCGUAUCACAGUCAUAUCUUCAUUUAAUAAAUUGUGAUAAGACAAUUUUUCCUUGAUGAUGAUAAUAACAACAACAACAACAACAAUAAUAAUAAAUAAUUUAGCGUUUGUCUGUGUGUCGUGCUCUCAGUGAAACAAUAUAAUAUAAUUUAUCUACUAAGUGGACGUUGAAAGCAGUAUUUGAAGUCAGUGCAACUCACAAAAAAGAUUGAAUAACGAGAAAAUUCGCCAAAAAAACGAAUUCCAAGAAAAAACUACGUCAAAGUCUUUCAAUGAAUUUGUUUGGAAUUUGUGAAUCAUAUUAUUAGUGAACUAUUAAUUGUAAAAUCAAGCCGAAAAUAUUUUGUGUGAAAAUUAAAAAUGAAUGUCGUUUAUCAUAAUGACCGAUAAUGAAGUCUCAUGUUUCACGACAUUAAGAAAGGCGUUGAUGAAAUGGCACCGCACUAAAGUAACGACGUCGUUGGCAGCACCAUCGUCAAUCGCGGAACGAAGUGAUACAAAAAUCCAAUUAUUGUUGUAUAACGACAAUAACAACGCCGAACAGACGACAAUCAAAGUGCCAAUCUCAUUUCAUGCGGAUAUGGAUUUGAGCCAAAGAAGUCAAUUUGACGCGGAACAACCGUCGAACUCGUCGUCGACAUCGACAAUCGUUAAUGCGCCCGCACAUGCCAAGGAUAAAGCGACAAAAAGACAGGAAAUUGAAUUUAAGGAACAUAAGUCCGUUUCAAUUGAAAGCGGAUCGAAGCACGGAUCAUGCGACUCGAUUGGCUCGAGGACUGUCAUAAUGGAGAAGCGGCAACGCACGAGCAUGGAGGCAGAGCAAAUUUCGUUGCAGAACAAUGAACAGAAUACGCAACAAGAGCAACAACAACAACAACAAGAACACAAGGCGAAACCGAAGCCGAAACCUUUGUUCCAUCUUGGCAGUGAUGCAUCGUCCAUUAAAGACAUGCGGUAUUACGCGAGUGAGGAAGAGAUGGAAACAGAUGACAUUUUAUCGCCAUUACCCCUGGAUACGAGUCAAUUUUUUGCGAUGCCUGGACAAAGAUCGGCUGGCACGAGUAAUAAUUGUAACAGUAAAAGUUCGCCUAAAUUCAAGUUUCCGAUGUCAGCGCCGGCGUUGGAUCAGAAUCGGUUGAACAAGUUGAGGUUUAAUUUUGAUUUUGAUUGUUCGCAUACCGUGGCAGAUCAUGAGGAUGAGAAACCAUUAACGGAUAUUAAAUUUCCUAGUCUUCUGCCACCCAAUCCGCCGCUUAGAAUUUUAUGUGUCUUUCACAAAAAUGACGCCGUAAUUGAGGCAUUUCUCAAUGCUUGCCAUCGUCUCGAUAUCGAACACACGAUCGCCAAAUCCACCGAAUCUGCAAUUGAUGAAUUUCAAAAUGUAACCACCGGCGGGCAUCACAUAAUUGCCGUUGACGGCAGAUAUCCCAAAAUAAUUGACGCCGAGUCAUUCGGAAGGUCAAUGCGAACGACAAAAGGCAGCCAGCACACAACGAUGGUGGCUAUUGUUAAAAAAGGUGCAUUUGACAAGGAUGACACAUUGGCUCAUUCAUAUUUGGAAGUGGGAUACAAUCGAUGCAUGGUGGAGUCGCCGCAUGUCUCACAUUGCAGCUCGGAAUUGAGACAAAUAAUGCAUUCACUUGUACGUCCCCAGUACGUGAUUUCAACGCAACAGGCAUUGUAUAUGGCGUUGCAUCGUGCCAAAGAAGCUAUUUUAAUUACUGACGAUACACUAAGGACACAAUAUGCGAAUAAAGCAACGGAACGAUUGCUCAAUAUGAAGUUGGAUGAGAUUGUCAAUCGAACGCUAUCGGAGCUUACAACAUCAGACGUCAAAGGACUUUUAGCACAAACAAAUAGAUUUAGGGAAUACGAUGGACUAAUUACAUUAAGUAGAAAAUCUCAAACUGAAUCAAUCACCGUACACGUUAAGGCUGCUCCAAUUACGUGUGUUGGCAGGACUCCAACACAUUUAGUCAUAGUUUUAGACUCACCGACAUCGGCAGACGGCAUCACCAACAAGGAUACGUUACAGAUGGUGCCGCAAUCGAAGGAAGCACAACCCAGGGGAUCGUUACAUUCAAUCAGACGAGGCAGUUUCGACAUACGUUCCGUGGCGUCAGACGGCUUACGACGUACGAGUUUGGCAAAAUUGUCUUCAUUACCCUUGGAGGCACCAAUUACGAAGGUCGUCAAUAUCCUCACUCAAGUACAGGAAAAUUGCUCGCAGGAAGAGUCAAAGUUACUUGAUCGCGCAAUGGAGUUCCUAAAACGCGAAGGUCUCUACAGUCCGCAAAUGAAGGAAAUUUGCCCGCAAGACCCCGUGGCGACAGAUUUGAUUGGAGCGCUGCUCACGCAAGGUCCAACAAAUGUUUUGUCCUCGCGGCGUAGCAGUAACGACUCCAUAAUUCGUAGCGGGCGACAAUCGGCGUCGAGUGGCAGUGCGAGCAAGACAAAAGUUCCAACGCAGUUGUCCGAAUUGAUGGAAACCGCUCUCGAAUGGGACUUUGAGAUAUUCAAGUUGGAGGAUAUGACGGAAAAACGACCGUUAGUCUAUUUGGGAAUGGAACUUUUGCGUCGCUUCGACGUCUUCAAUACCUUCAAUUGUGAUGAAACAACGUUCAAAUCGUGGCUAAUCGUCAUCGAGGCACACUACCACAGUGCGAACACGUACCACAACAGUACUCAUGCAGCUGACGUUAUGCAGGCAACUGCGUGUUAUUUGCAGCAACUUUCGGUGCGCGAAUCCAAAAUCAUGGACGAGAUGGAUGAGGCAACGGCUCUCAUUGCCGCCGCAACGCACGACAUCGACCAUCCGGGCAGGUCAUCGGCAUUCCUGUGCAAUUCCGGAAACCCCCUGUCCCUGUUGUACAAUGACAUUUGCGUUUUGGAGUCACAUCAUGCAGCAACAACCUUUAGACUGACACUCAGCGAUGAAAAAAUCAACAUUUUUAAGAAUUUAGAUAGAGAAACUUACAAAUUGGCCCGACAAAUUAUCAUUGACAUGAUUUUGGCAACUGAAAUGACAAGACACUUUGAGCAUUUGGCAAAAUUCGUGAGCGUGUUCGGGACAGAUGUUGAAACCAAAGAAUUCCAGCAGAAUGACGUCGAUGACAAUCAGAUUUUAGUGCGACGAAUGAUGAUCAAGUGUGCUGACGUGAGUAAUCCAACGCGCCCACUGAAAUUCUGCGUUGAAUGGUCUCGAAGAAUUGCCGAGGAAUAUUUCAUGCAAACGGACGAGGAAAAACGGCGUGGCUUGCCAAUUGUCAUGCCAAUGUUCGAUCGGACCACAUGCAGCAUCUCCAAAAGUCAAAUUGGCUUUAUCGAAUAUAUCAUACAGGACAUGAUGCAUGCCUGGGACGGUUUCAUUGAAAUGCCCGAAAUAAUACAAUACAUGGAAUUUAAUUACACACAAUGGAAAUUGUACGAGGAACAAGGCAUCAAAACGUUGUCGGACAUCAAACGGAAACAAAUGUCGAUCACAUCAAAUUCUCUGUCGCAACAAAUGCUCGAGGAAAUGUUAUAGUGCCCGUAUUUUGGACAAAAAUUAGAUGACGUCUUGGAAUAAAAAGUGUGCGACGGGGGCCUAAAAACUCUAAGAACAAAGAAGAUCUUUUAUUUCAAUUCAAAUUCUGCUUUUGUAAAAUAAUUGUUUUUGGAAUUCAAUAAAAAAAAAACAAAAAAAAAGUUAGAAAAUUAAUUAAAAAUUAAUUUAAAAUUUUAAAA